GUGACCGUUGUCAAUCACAUCCAAUUCGACUCUCGAGUUCAUCCGGUCUUUUCCGAAAAACAACACUCGUCGUCUUGUCACUUUCGCAGUAACCGAACAAAAAACAUCACCGAAAAAAUGGCAUUCAUCAAGUCUUCAUUGGUAUUGGCCGUCGUAGCAGCUGUCGGCCGUUGCGAACCCAACGUACUCCCCGCCGUCGCCCCAGCCCCGUACGCCUAUCCAGGACUGUUGCCCUACUCAGCCGCGCCCGCCGCCUACCCGUACGCCACUUACCCGUUCAGAGCGCCGUUGUUGCCGGCCGCUUCCCGUGCCGUGGCGGCUCCACUGCAAGCGUUCCCGGCGCCUGCCGCCCGCUUCGCCGCCGCUCCGUUCCCGGCCGCCGCCGCCGUAGCACCGUUCCCGGCCAGCGCCCCACUGGUCCGCGCAGCCGCGCCUCUUCCCGUGGCCGCUGCACCGUUGCCCGUGGCCGCCGCGCCCGCCGUGGCCAAACUCGACUUCACAGACGCCUACCCGCAAUACCAAUUCGCGUACACAGUCCGGGACUCGCUGACCGGUGACGCCAAGGACCAAGAGGAAGUUCGCGACGGUGACGUGGUCAAAGGCCGCUACAGUCUGAUCGAACCCGAUGGCAGCCGCAGGACCGUCAACUAUUACGCCGACGACGUCAACGGAUUCAACGCUGUCGUCCAAAAGGACGUGCCAGUCGCCGCCCCUGCCGUUGUCGUAUAAUGAAUGACUGACACCGCCGUAUACGAUCAUCGCCGCCACUGACUCCGCCGGACAUAAUCUCUAUACCUAUAUAUAUAUAUAUAUAUAUAUUGUACGUGUAUUUUUAUUUUAUGUUUGUGUUUUCUUUUUGUACAUAACUUUUUUCUCGCUGUUAUAUUGUAUUAUCUUCUAUAUAUUUCAAGGCAAUAAAUAAAGUUUCU
Rhopalosiphum maidis (corn leaf aphid) is the source of this 929-nucleotide messenger RNA. RefSeq names its product larval cuticle protein A3A (gene Cpr64Ad). The record is from RefSeq and is a predicted model, not a curated record. Gene Ontology annotation, cellular component: extracellular matrix. The coding region runs from base 118 to 729 and encodes 203 amino acids. NCBI's taxonomy places the organism in Eukaryota, Metazoa, Arthropoda, Insecta, Hemiptera, Aphididae. The transcript is spliced from 2 exons.